CUUGUUUUUAGCUUUGGCCUUUCCGAUUCCUAAGCUCGCCGGCAAAAUCGCACAUUUCCACAUAAAAAAAAAAACACACUGUUUCUCCGCCAAAUCUACCGUCGUCCCCGGCGAAAAAAAAAAUCCCCGGGGACUCAGGCGAUCGUUUUGCAUUGUUUAGUAGCGAAGUGUGUGUACGUACUAUAGCGUAAUUGAAUUGAAGAGAAUUUGAAUCUCUCCCUCUCUGGUCUUCGUUGAAGAGAGAGAAGACGCCGAUUACCAUCGGCGUCGCCACAUUCAGGAAUGGAUAACAUAAAAAGCCCAUUGAAAGGGAUUGUAAGUGACUUCAAAGGAAGAAUAGCAUGCUAUAAACAAGAUUGGACUGCUGCAUUUUGCUGUGGUCCCAGGAUUUUGGCUCCGACUACCUAUAUAUUCUUUGCUUCUGCACUUCCAGUAAUUGCUUUUGGAGAACAACUUAGUAGAGAAACAGAUGGAAGUUUGAGCACAGUGGAAACUCUGGCUUCUACUGCUCUUUGUGGUAUCAUACACUCAAUAAUUGGUGGACAGCCGCUUUUGAUUUUAGGGGUGGCAGAACCGACAGUUAUAAUGUACACUUACUUAUACAGUUUUGCAAAAGGGCGGGCUGGUCUUGGACAAGCACUGUUCUUGGCUUGGGCUGGAUGGGUGUGCAUCUGGACAGCUCUCCUACUCUUUCUUUUAGCAAUAUUCAAUGCUUGCACCAUCAUCGGUAAAUUUACAAGGAUUGCAGGGGAGCUUUUUGGCAUGUUGAUUGCAGUUCUUUUCAUUCAACAGGCUGUUAAGGGAGUGAUAAGUGAAUAUAAAAUUCCUGAAGCUGAAGACGCAACAGCAGAAAAGUAUCAAUUUCCGUGGCUAUAUACAAAUGGGCUGCUAGGAAUUAUAUUCUCCUUUGGUCUACUCUUUACUUCUUUAAAGAGCAGAAGGGCAAGAUCAUGGCGGUAUGGCACAGGAUGGUUUCGAAGUUGUAUUGCAGAUUAUGGGGUACCUUUGAUGGUAUUGGUAUGGUCAGCAUUGUCAUUCAGUGUACCUAGUACAGUUCCUUCUGGAGUUCCCAGGAGGCUUGUUAGUCCUCUUCCUUGGGAGUCUGCAUCAUUGCAGCAUUGGACAGUAAUCAAGGAUUUGGGGAAGGUGCCACCAGAAUACAUAUUGGCUGCCUUUGUGCCAGCAGUGAUGAUUGCGGGUCUUUACUUUUUUGACCAUAGUGUUGCCUCACAAAUGGCACAACAGAAGGAGUUCAAUCUCAAGAACCCACCUGCUUAUCACUAUGACAUCUUGAUUCUUGGGAUUAUGACUUUGCUGUGUGGAUUAAUUGGACUUCCUCCCUCCAAUGGGGUACUCCCACAAUCUCCCAUGCACACCAAGAGUCUAGCUGUUCUCAAGAGACAGUUGUUUAGAAAGAGAAUGGUAAAGAGUGCCAAGGAAUGCAUGAAGCAAAAAGCUAGCAACUUGGAAAUUUAUGGCAGGAUGCAAGCAGUGUUCAUUGAAAUUGAUGCAACUCCAGCUCCUUCAGUAGCAAAUGAGCUGAAGGAAUUGAAGGACGCAGUUAUGAAAGGUGAAGAUGGAGGAAUCCAAAAUGAAAAAUUUGAUCCUGAAAAGCACAUUGAUGCUUGCUUGCCUGUCCGGGUUAAUGAGCAAAGACUAAGCAACCUAGUACAGUCACUUCUUGUGGCGGCAUCAUUAUUUGCCAUGCCUGUAAUAAAAAAGAUACCUACAUCAGUUCUUUGGGGAUAUUUUGCCUACAUGGCCAUAGACAGCCUCCCUGGAAAUCAGUUCUGGGAAAGAAUGAAGCUGCUCUUCAUAACUCCUGGACGGCGUUACAAGGUUUUGGAAGGAGCACAUGCCUCUUUUGUGGAGUCAGUACCAUACAAAUAUAUUGCUACAUUUACACUUUUCCAGUUGAUGUAUCUUCUAGUUUGUUUUGGAGUUACAUGGAUACCCAUUGCUGGAAUAUUGUUCCCCUUGCCAUUCUUUCUUCUCAUAAGCAUCAGAGAGCAUAUUCUCCCCAAGUUGUUUCACCCACUUCACCUUCAUGAAUUGGAUGCGGCUGAGUAUGAGGAAAUACCUGGAGUUUGGACUCACAGUCAUGGCAUUUCAUUCAAGGACAAGGAGCCUAAUCAAUCUGAAGAUAAAGGUAGAGAAGUAGAAAUAUGUGAUGCCGAGAUAUUGGAUGAGCUGACCACCAGCAGAGGAGAGUUGAAGCUUAGAUCUGUAAGCUUCAGUGACAAUGUCCUUGCUCAGAUUCACCCUGAGGAAGAUGACUCAGAUAUUGGGAAAGAACCUUUUUUCUAAGCACAAUAAGAUGUGGUAAUGCUGUUUAUGAUCAAGUUCAAAUGGAGGAAAGGAAGAAACUACCAUCUUCUAUCCUCCCCUUUUCAUAAAGAAUAUGUGAAGCAGAAAGGAAAGAGAAAGGAUGGAGGCACAAACUGAUGCACAAGAAUAUAUAUAAAUAUAUAUAUAUAUAUAUAUAUUUUUUUUUCAUUUCUUUUAAAGAAUUUUGUUCAAAUCAUUCAUUUUUUUCAUAUAUUAGAUCUUUGACUCAGAAGUGAGAGGGAUAACAGAAGGAUAUGGGUAAUUCAUUUUCUUCAUGUAUUAGAUCUUUAACUUAGAGGUGAGAGAGAUAACGAAGGAUAUAGGUUACGUCGGCUAGAAAAUCUUUAAAUUUGUAAUACCAAGAAAAGCAAAUC
Molecule: messenger RNA, 2702 nt
Organism: Quercus lobata
Lineage: Eukaryota; Viridiplantae; Streptophyta; Magnoliopsida; Fagales; Fagaceae
Product: boron transporter 4-like
Exons: 14
Coding region: 283-2307 (674 amino acids)
Biological process (GO): transmembrane transport; monoatomic anion transport; monoatomic ion homeostasis
Cellular component (GO): plasma membrane
Molecular function (GO): solute:inorganic anion antiporter activity
Source: RefSeq, a predicted model, not a curated record